AUGGAUCCUUUCACUCACAUCAAGCUAGUAAAUCGACAGAAAUCUUGGGAAGAAUUACAUCAAACCAUUACAUUCAGUCGUCGAUUACAGUAUGAUGCUAGCCGUGUACCCAGCAGUUUUAAAUUUCGUAGCCAUCUUGUAGGCAAAAGUGACAGCAACAGCCAAAGUAGUAGCCCCAACAGCAGUAUUAGCAGUGAUAGUAGCAGCCAGGCAGUGACCACCAGCCAUGCAGUUUAUCAACAUCGCUUGUACUAUCUCAAUUUUACUGAAAGAGGUCAUAGCACGAUAUACUAUACUGAUCUGCCGUAUACCGAUGAAAAUGAUGAAAUCUUGGAGAAUUUAUCCGAACAUUCCGCUCAUGGCCUACCACUAUUGUCAGAUCUUGCUUUUAUUACCGAUAGUAAAUUGUCCAAGGAAGAAGAGUUGUUACAAGAACGUAAAAGGAUUCGAGGUCAAGGAAUCUUAAAUUACUGUUUAGACAGCAAGAGCGGUAAAAUCAUCUUCCACUUGGGUAGUGACCUGUAUGAAUGCCAAGAUUCCAUGAAUGAAGGAUCUAUACCGUCCGUCAGAAAAGUCAACAAUGAAUCGGAAACAAGUUCUUACGUUGACCCCAAAAUCUGUCCCUACAAUUCUGAUCUUGUGGCCUUUAUUCGGCAAAACGACCUAUGGGUAACAUCAUUGUCAACCGGUGAAGAGAAACGUUUAACUUACGUCAACAAUGAAAAUCAAGAUUUGAAACGAAAUCCGUUAUCAGCUGGAGUACCCUCUUUCGUAAUGCAGGAAGAAUUCGAUCGUUAUACUGGCUAUUAUUGGCAGCCAUGCCCUUCCGUUACCGAUGCCGACGGUGAUCAGGGCCUGUAUCGUAUUCUCUAUGAAGAGACAGAUGAAAGUAUGGUUGAGCUAGUUGGCAUUAAUAAUGGAUCCAAUGUGGACUAUUAUCGCUAUCCGCGUGUUGGCAAGCCAAACGCUGUUGCUCGUUUAAAGAUCACCGAAUUUCAAUAUGUAAACGGGGAAUUUCUAUCUCCCAUUGUUGAGUAUGAAUUGCUGCAAUGUUUGGAUGACCUGUUUCCCAAUGUCGAAUAUUUGGUACGAUUCGGAUGGUUACCUGAUAGUUCAGCGGUUUAUGCGCAAAUAGUUGAUCGUAUGCAGCUAAAGUCCCAGCUAGUCGUAGUACCUCUGUCUUGUUUUAUACCAAUUUUAAUUCCCAAAUCUGCUAGCCGAAUGCCUUCGACCGAUUCUCACUCAGUAUACGUGCUUCUUCAAGAAGAGUCAACUGUCUGGAUUAACGUCCAUAAUCUGAUACACUUCUUACCUGCUGGUCAUUGGUCUGAGGCACCAGUUGGUGACGCAAUGGAGUCGUGGCAGUUCAUAUGGGGCAGUGAGAAAGAUGGUUACAGACAUUUGUACUUAAUUUCUUUCUCACCUAAGCUGCAUGACGACGAUAACUGUAAGGUAUUCCUGGUAAAAACGAAUGUGAGACAACUUACGAGCGGUAACUGGGAAGUAAGCAAAGAUAAGAUGUGGGUAGACGAAAAGCGGCAACUGAUUUAUUUCACUGGCACAAAAGAUAAUGAUUUAGAAAAACACCUAUAUGUUACCUCCUAUGGACACAACCAAUUUCCUAUUCAAAGGCUAACCCCACCAAGUUUUUCUCAUAACAUUUUUAUCAGUGAUGAUUUCUCAUGGUUUGUUAGCAUAUUUUCCUCUAUGAAAACCCUGCCUGGCGUUGGUAUCUUCCAUAUACCACAUACCAUUUCUAUGUUAAAUGAUCCAAUAUCUAAUUGCAAGUUGAUGCAGAUACUUUUAAAUCCUAAAGAUAUCCUUGAGCCAUCAUUGAUUCCGGAAGUAUUUUCCUUCGUUGGAAGCCAUGGAGAGAAAAUUUAUGGAGUAUAUCAUAAACCUAUGGGAUUUGUUGACGGUAUAAAAUAUCCCACGAUAUUAUACGUUUAUGGUGGUCCUGGUGUUCAGAUCAUAACCAGCGGUAAUACAGUUCAACGUCUAGUACGAUUACAGAAUUUUAUUCAAGCAGGUUAUGUCGUAGUAUGUAUGGACAGCCGUGGGUCAUGUGGUCGAGGAAUUAAAUUUGAAAAACAUAUUAAGAAUGCAAUGGGAACCAUUGAAAUCGAAGACCAAGUUGAAGGUUUACAAUAUCUCGCAAAUAAGCUUAAUUUUAUCGAUUUAUCCAGAGUUGCAAUCUAUGGCUGGUCAUAUGGCGGUUACUUGGCAUUAAUGGCGCUUGCUCAACAACCAGAUAUGUUUAAGAUUGCUAUUGCUGGUGCUCCAGUUACUGAUUGGGAAUUAUAUGAUACUGGCUAUACUGAACGUUAUAUGAGCUUACCAGAAUUUAACUUUUUGGGUUAUGCCAAUGGCUCUGUCAUAAAUUUUAGAAACCGAUUUCCUGAUCAACCAAAUCGCUUAUUGCUUGUUCAUGGUUUGAACGAUGAAAAUGUACACUUUACGCAUACAAGUACAUUAAUCAAUUCUUUAGUAGGAGCAAGUAAACCGUAUACUUUACUGGUAUAUCCAAAUGAACGUCAUGGUCUACGGAAAAUGGAUUCCCGCGAACACUUUGAGACGAGUCUAUUAAAUUUUCUACAAAGUCACUUAUAA
Molecule: messenger RNA, 2610 nt
Organism: Trichoplax adhaerens
Lineage: Eukaryota; Metazoa; Placozoa; Uniplacotomia; Trichoplacea; Trichoplacidae
Exons: 21
Coding region: 1-2610 (869 amino acids)
Biological process (GO): proteolysis
Molecular function (GO): serine-type peptidase activity; dipeptidyl-peptidase activity
Source: RefSeq, a predicted model, not a curated record